Messenger RNA from Frieseomelitta varia, 284 nucleotides. Its product is annotated as tubulin beta-4B chain-like. The record is from RefSeq and is a predicted model, not a curated record. The transcript is spliced from 2 exons. NCBI's taxonomy places the organism in Eukaryota, Metazoa, Arthropoda, Insecta, Hymenoptera, Apidae. Bases 90 to 284 code for a protein of 64 amino acids. Gene Ontology annotation, molecular function: GTP binding.
UCACCCUCCUUCCUUCCCCCUUUCGAACGAAAUUCAACCAAAAAUUCAUCGUCGAGAACGCCUAAAAGAGAAACAUAAAAAUAAGAAAGAUGCGCGAGAUCGUACACGUGCAAGUUGGCCAAUGUGGGAAUAACAUCGGCUCGAAGUUUUGGGAAGUGGUCUCGGACGAGCACGGUCUGACCGUGGACGGGAUGUUCCAAGGAGAUUCCGAGCUCCAGCUGCAACGGAUAAACGUGUAUUUCGUAGAAGGGCCAGGUAUUUGUUUCGAGACAUCGUGUAAGUAG